Molossus molossus (Pallas's mastiff bat) is the source of this 1521-nucleotide messenger RNA. RefSeq names its product ankyrin repeat domain 45 (gene ANKRD45). The transcript is spliced from 7 exons. NCBI's taxonomy places the organism in Eukaryota, Metazoa, Chordata, Mammalia, Chiroptera, Molossidae. The coding region runs from base 190 to 1023 and encodes 277 amino acids. The record is from RefSeq and is a predicted model, not a curated record. Gene Ontology annotation, molecular function: protein binding.
UGAACACCUGCUCUUCACUGCGAACAUUUAGCUCAUCACUAGAUAUUAUAUCAAUGAGCUGAUUGGCUGGAAGCAACAUGAACUCUUCACUUUCCAUCACCUGUUCAAAGUGAGAACACGUGCUGCAGGUGAUGUCCAUGACUACAGGAAGGAUCUGGGAAGAGCUCAGCGCCUACAGUGUGAACUCUGAUGCAGGUAUUUUGGGAGUCAAUGGAGUCAGAAGGACCCCCAGAAUCAGAAAGUUCAGAAAAAUCAGAAUUUUUCUCACAGCAAGAAGAAGAAGACGUUGAAGAAGAAGAAGAGGAGGAGGAGGAGGAGGAGGAGGAGGAGGAGGAAGAGGAGGAAGAGGAAGAGGAACCAGGCUCCCUUAACCCUCUCUUACAACCUGUUCUUACAGGGGAUGUAGAAGGUUUGCAGAAGAUUUUUGAAGACCCAGAGAACCCUCAUUAUGACCAGGCCAUGAAUCUCCUCUUGGAAGAGGACAUUGUUGGGAGAAAUUUGUUAUAUGCAGCUUGCAUGGCUGGGCAAAGUGAUGUGAUUAGAGCUUUGGCCAAAUAUGGUGUGGAUCUGAAUGAAAAAACUGCCAGAGGUUAUACACUCUUGCACUGUGCUGCAGCCUGGGGUCGUCUGGAGACGUUGAAAACGCUGGUGGAACUGGAUGUCGACGUGGAAGCUCUGAACUUCCGGCAGGAGAGUGCCCGGGAUGUUGCUGCUCGCUACGCGCAGACCGAGUGCGUUGAAUUCCUGGACUGGUCAGCUGCAAGGCUGGCUCUGAAGAAAUACAUCACAAAGGUCUCUGCAACUGUUGCAGAGUCAGAAAAGGGACCAGGGAGACUCUUGAAAGAAGACAAGAAUAACAUCCUCAGUGCCUGCCGUAUGAAAAACGAGUGGUUUGAGACCCACCUGGAAGCUUCUGUGAACGAGCUUCUUGAGCAGAAGCAACAACUGGAAGACAUCGUGACUCCUAUCUUCACAAAAAUGGCCACACCACGUCAAGUGAGAAGUGCCAAAUCGGUGGUCUAAGCCAUGGCCAGAGAGGACCAAGACCACCUUUCCUGCUGAACAUAUUUCACGAAAAGCCUCAUUUUCUUCUAGCACGUGUGAAGGAGACCUGUUCGUGACCAUCACAGCGGAGGAAAUAGAUGUGGGCUUUUAGAGGAAUGUUUAAGUAGGAAACUGAAUCACCCCCGUUCUGUUUUACCCUCGUCCGCGUGCUCACGUCAGACCCUGACCUUGACUGUCCCCAGUCCUGUGUGAGUUCCCGUGCUCCUUCCGGAGAGUAAUGGGUGUGAAUCCCUCCCAGAAACCCUCUGGAAGCUUUAAAAGCUGGUUAGAGAAUCUAAAAAUUGUCUGUAUAACUGAGGCAGAAAAUUUCUAUUCAGUUGGAGAAUUCUAUUAAAAAGAGACACGGUGGCUAUUUCCAGAGGAAAGAAUUUGUUCUCCGUCUCUCAAAAGGAAGGCUGUGGGGUGGCAUUCUGGAGCAAGGAAGUCUUAAGGAUAGUUUGGGUCAGCACACUCCGC